Molecule: messenger RNA, 3175 nt
Organism: Boleophthalmus pectinirostris (great blue-spotted mudskipper)
Lineage: Eukaryota; Metazoa; Chordata; Actinopteri; Gobiiformes; Gobiidae
Product: homeobox protein goosecoid-2
Exons: 3
Biological process (GO): regulation of transcription by RNA polymerase II
Cellular component (GO): nucleus
Molecular function (GO): DNA-binding transcription factor activity, RNA polymerase II-specific; RNA polymerase II cis-regulatory region sequence-specific DNA binding
Source: RefSeq, a predicted model, not a curated record
GCAGGUUUCUCCCGCCUUUUCCGCUCAGCAGCUGCGCCUGCCGCCCCAUGCGCCCUGACGCUCUGUCUCUGCUUCAGUUUUACAAUGUAGGAUACUGAGAAUAAAACGGAACACAUUUCUAUUUGCUAAUAAUAACAUUGAUAACAUUAUUACCCAGAGACGUCCACAAAUUCAAAUAUUAAAAUAUAUAAACACGCUUUUACAACAACUUUUUCACUUUAGUUUUUGCUGUUUUAGUGCGCUCUAGGUUAAGAUUUGUGGAUUUGCGGUCUUCAAGAGGUUUGUAACUGACAAGUAGGCUAUAAAAUGACAAUAUAACCAACUGAUGAUAGGAUAAUAGGAUACGAUUGAAGUGAAUUAUCUUAACUGCUUGCUCAAAGUCCGUAAUGCAAGUUGUUAAAAAAUGAAAAUUUCUCAACAUUCUGAAACCCACGGAUUGGCCCUGGUGUUUGUGGCUUUACCAGCAGCAGUAUUUAGUAUAUUUAGGUCUAUAGUUAUUAUAAAAUGUUGAGUCUUAACAGUGAAACAGAGAACAGUAAAAUUUCAACAUCAUGCAAUCAUAUAACUGUCUAAAAUGGAUGCAGAUGGUGAUCUAUAACGGUGUGCAUUAGAUAGGCGCAGGCUAUAAGCUUUCAACGCGUUUACAAAGGACAGGACUCUGUUAUCUGUUUUCAAAAGCCCUUACAAAAGAAGCUUAAAACAGAUUGAAGAAAUCCAUUAAUUCUUAUAAAAAGGUGUAUUGCCUUGUAUGAAAUCUCAGGAUUUGUAGAGGGAUGAAUUUAACUGCUUUACCUCAGCUGUGCACAGUCACAUUGUCACAGAAGUCAAACUGAAAAGACUGCACAGCACAGAUAAGGCACACAUACAAACCACCUCAUAAAUUGCUAGUGUACUUCAUGUGUUAAGAUAAAUGGUUGUCUUUUUAGGCUUGAAGCUCAUCACUAUGCACCAAAUACAUACCAUUUUAUCAGAUAAUUUGUUACAUCCAUCAAGAAAAAGUGACAUUAUGAAAUGUAUUUAAGAGCUAAUCCUAAAGUCCGCUACAUAAUUCUCUGGCCACACCAAAACGUUCACCUAGCCUACUAAAUCCUGGGAUAUAAUACCAAGCAAUCCCCUUUUCUCUAAAACCUUAACAAUAAGGAUCUUAGCUUCUCUCCACUUCUCAUUUUAUAUAGUGAAAUCUGAUUUCUCGUGGAGAAAGGAAUAAGGCAAGAUUAACUGAAUCUGCUGUCCUCCCUAACCUCUUCACAAAACUGCCCAGAUUAGCCAGGAAUUAAGUUUUAGACGUUUUAUGUGGCUGGUCCAUAGGGGGAUUACUUUUUUUUUUUUUGCCUCCAAAAUUCACUAUAAGGAGCUGACACUUGAAGAGGAAGAAGAAGAAUGAUAGACGCUUUGGACUGUAUAGAUGGAGAGACAAAAGUUCCCUUUUAGCAUUGAAAACAUUCUGAAUACCUGUCCCAGCACUCUUGCAGAUAGCUCUUCAUAUGGAGUUGUAGGUUCUGGAGUUAAAGAGAAAUUGCAGCCUUCUGUGAAUAGAGUGGAUCCUGGUCAUCAGACAUGUUUUUGCUGCUGCUACUGCUCCCACUGUGCAUAUUGUGGUGAAGUGUUUCAGACAGACUACAUUCAUGAAGCGUGUACCUAUGGAUGGUCCCCCACAGCAAUGCUUUCAGAUCAGUGCAGGCUGGAAGAUGGUCAGAAAGAGGAACAGUUGCAUAGCCAUGCACAGAGGAGAACCCGACGUCACCGCACAAUUUUUACAGAGGAGCAGUUGGAUGCGCUUGAGGAGCUGUUUCUCCAAAACCAAUAUCCAGAUGUCAACACCAGGGAGAAAUUAGCUGCACGUGCCCAAUUGCGAGAAGAGAGAGUAGAGGUUUGGUUUAAAAACCGAAGAGCAAAGUGGAGACGACAGAAGAGACUCACAUACAGUAUGGGGCAUUUGGAAAACUGAUAUUCAAAGGACAAUAUUACACAAAAGCAUAACUAUCCCAAUUAGCUGUUUUUUGGGUAGAUGUGGUGGCUUACAUGUUGGUAACUAAGGUAAAUAUUUGAACAAUUUCAUGUAAGCUUAAUGAGUUAUUUAUAGCAAUAUAAGAUGACUAGUCAUAUGGUCUAGUUUAGAACAUCAAUAUAAAGAUAUUAGAUGUCUGCUGACUAUUCUGGUUUGUGAAUGUAACAUUGUUCCUGUUAAAUUUAUGACAUUCCAUCUUUCUUAGUACUUUCAUAUUCUCGCUGUGAAAUUAUAUUUAGAACACAUGCAAAUUAACAGAGAGAACACUUUUUAAAGCAAUUUUCUUAAAACUGACUUGAUUGAUUUACAUGUUUUUGUAUUUGAGCUUUAUGUAAUGUCCACACACAAUCUAUGGUUCAGCCAUAAUGUAAAAAAAAAUUAAUAAUAAUAAUAAAUUGAAAAAAAAAAAAAAAAUAAUUUUUUAAUGUUUUGCUAAUAAAAAUCAUCAUUACUGUUUGUGUUAGGUAAACAGAAAAGUUGUCAAGGUGCAUGAUGUAGGCCUAAAUAUUUUGGUGGAGGGUUCAGAUGUUAUUGUUUUGCGAUGUGCCCCUGCUCAUAGCAGGAAUACAUGUUUAUGAAGAUAUUAAAGAUAUUUUUAAGCAAUAAAAACACCUGUAAUUUAAUACAUUCAAGAUACUGGCAUGGGGUGACAUACCCUCCUCCAGAAAAGCUAUACUAUAUUCCGACACAGUUCUCACCAAUACUGAGCAGUGCAUAUGAAAAGUUUUCAUGUUUUUCAAAUUAUUAUUUGAUUUGGUGGGAUAGUAUCUGUGGUAAAUAUUUAUCAUAGUUUUAUAUUGGGUGCCACCAUAAAUGAAUUUAUACAGCCUAUGGUGGCACCUUAUAUUCUUAAUGGCCUCCAUCCAAGUAUCAACCAGUCUCAGCCCUUCUCAUCUUCUAAUAUCUGACAAUAUUAGAUCAUAUUAGUCCAAUCAUAACUACUGUGCAAUUCAGCCAUGUUUUGGUCCUUUUGUAACAUCUCUACGUAGGCUAUGUCAUAUAAAUUUCUUUGUAGGCCUAUGUUAAUUCUACUUCCUAUGUCAAACCAGGAAGUAAAAUAAUAAACUUCACCCAAUUCAAUAAAAACAACCAAAAAUUACAAAUGACUAGACAAGUUUUUUUAGUAAAAUCCUAAAUAUGUUUAUGUUAAUUAUGUUUGAGUGAAAU